AUGGAGGAUUUGCAAUGGAGGCUCCGGUUCUGGGGUUCUCUGUGUGCGAGAAAAUGCUGCUGGUGUUGUGGAAGACAGAAAACGGUCCAGGAGACACAGGAACCCGUUUACCAGAGAAAAGAAGAGUUGGAAGUACAAGAGAUGUCCUCAAGGAGUUGGAGCGUCUCGUCUCUGCCUACCCCUGAGCUGGGAGAGUUGGAUGGCAUGGAAACUCCUCAGCCUCAUUGGUUUCACACUCUCCAAGUCCGCAGGCUCCGAGCGCAAAGAGGACGCAGCAACAGCGACCCACUAGGUGGCAAGAACUUUCAGUCAGAGUUUCAAUGGAACACAAGUCUACAGUUUGGAACGGCGAAUUCAUACCUGCACCUGGAGAAACUAGGAGAGGGUGCAUACGCUACAGUAUACAAAGGAAUAAGCAGGAUAAAUGGGCACUUGGUGGCGCUGAAGGUGAUCCGAAUGAAAACAGAGGAGGGUGUUCCAUUCACUGCAAUCAGGGAGGCAUCACUGUUAAAAGGCCUCAAGCACGCCAACAUCGUCCUGCUCCAUGACAUCAUCCAUACACGCGAGUCCCUCACCUUCGUCUUCGAGUAUGUGCAAACAGACUUGGCUCAGUAUAUGAUCCAGCAUCCAGGAGGACUUCAUCCAUGGAAUGUUCGUAUCUUCAUGUUCCAGCUGUUGCGAGGUUUAUCGUAUAUCCAUAGCAGGAGGAUUCUACAUCGGGAUCUUAAACCUCAGAACCUGCUCAUCAGCUACCUUGGCGAGCUCAAACUGGCUGACUUUGGUCUAGCCAGGUCCAAGUCGAUCCCGUGUCAGACGUACUCCGCAGAAGUCGUGACCCUGUGGUACAGACCACCUGAUGUUCUCUUGGGCUCUACAGAUUAUUCGACAGCACUGGAUAUCUGGGGAGCAGGGUGCAUUUUCAUCGAGAUGCUACAGGGGGUGCCAGCGUUCCCUGGCAUGGCUGAUGUUUUUGAACAGUUGGUGAAAAUCUGGAGAGUUCUCGGCGUACCCACGGAGGAGAGCUGGCCAGGAGUGAGCGAGCUGCCAAACUAUAAAGCGGAAUGGUUCCUGCCCUGCAAACCCCAGCAAUUCAGAGAUGUCUGGAAAAGAUUUGCACAGUUACCCUAUAAGACGGAGGACUUGGCGCAGCAGAUGUUGACGAUGAUUCCCAAAGAAAGGAUUUCAGCCCAGGAUGCGUUACACCAUCCCUACUUCAACACUCUUCCACCGCCUGUGAUGCAGCUGCGAGACACCGUAUCCGUCUUCAAGGUGCCUGGGGUGAGGUUGGAGACGGAAGUGAAUGAUAUCUUCAGCCCCAGCAGACAGAUGAAAUCCUCCCUCGUGCCCCAAGGGAAAUGCUGGUGAUAGGCUCCUGAUGGCCCACGUUGACCACACAGAACUUUUCAGAAGAGGAGGAAAGAAAGAACAAGCUCUUGGUAAUGGAGGGUCAUUCUGGAUUCCUCGUUAGCAAGAAUAAUAGGACGAUCCUGAGUGUUGUUUUUAAGAGCACCAUCCAUUUGCAGUGACUGUGCAGUGGUUAGGUCUUGUGGAUGGAUGGAUGGAUGGAUGGAUAUUUGACCUGAAGGAUGUGCUGGAGUUCUUGAAGCUCUGAGAUUGAAAUCUGUGAAUGACUCGACAUAAGUAGCACUUUUGAUAUCGCAUACAGAGUCGCCAAGAUCUCCAGUUUAGCCGUAAUAUUUUGUAUUUUGUAGUUUUUUGACGCCUGAAAACUUCUCGCCAACAGUCAGUGAGAACAAAUUCAAAUAAAAUCGAAACCUUUCAAAAAGCAAACUCACGGAAGCGAAUUCAAAGGACGUGGAAGGUCUGCAUUUGCAUCUGGUAGCGGUUGUUUUCGCUUUCUUCAGUGAAGUUUGACAAGCAUCAGUCUGGCGAGCCAGUCGAAGACGUGAAGGCGGGGCUGUGGUGUCUUUGGUUGGUAAAAGAAUUGAGGAACCGCCUCUUAUUAACUAUCAGUUAACACCAGAAAUAUACAUCGUUGCUUUCUCACUGUUGCUUGGUGCACGUUGACAAAUGCUGGAGUUUCUUGUUAGCAAUCUUGGCAUCUCUGUAGCAUAUAAUGUAAUUUAUGUAGCUUUGGUAAAUAUUUUUCCAGAAGACCCAUUAACAUGGAAUAAAGUGAGCCAGAAAGGAGGGAGGGGAUGGGUAAAAUCUCUCACAUAUGCAUGCUGACCCAUGAGUGUUCGAGGCAAAUUGCAAAUUGAAAGGUCAUGGCCAUAUGGGAACAAGAGCUGGAGCCGAUCCCAGAUACUCCCAAGGACGGAGAGAGAGAGAGAAAGAGAGAGAUACUUUCCUGGAAGUUCUUCAUUCUUCCAAAUCCUUUCAGAUGAUGUGUCGGGGGUUUUUUUCCCCCCAUGGUCCUGUCUGACUGUUCCUUCAGUUUGACAUCUUGUGCGAUUUCGGUGCAGCAUUUAGCCUGUAUGCUUUUUUUUUUUUUUUUUUUUUAAAACCAGUUCUUUGUACUCUCUGUUGAUAGAAUGGGUUUCUUUAACCUUUUUCGCCUGUUAAUCAGGCUGUUUAUUCAUACUCACUGCUCGCUGAUUAAAACCCGGAAACAGGUGUAUAAUGUAGGAUAUGAUCUCACAUACCAUUCCAGCUAUUGGAGCAACAUCUGCGUACACUGAUGACCCGAAUCAUCGGCUGUAUGAUGAGUUCAUAUCCAUACAGGUGUGUAACGUGAGCAGAGCACAGCCAAUGUCGCACAUGUGUGUGUAUAUAUAUUAAUCCAAAUCCUGACUUCUGUUCUUGUUCAAAUAAAUAUCUCUCGUCUAUA
This is a messenger RNA of Neoarius graeffei (lesser salmon catfish), 2791 nucleotides long. RefSeq names its product cyclin-dependent kinase 15 (gene cdk15). Gene Ontology annotation, biological process: protein phosphorylation. Gene Ontology annotation, molecular function: cyclin binding; cyclin-dependent protein serine/threonine kinase activity; ATP binding. Lineage: Eukaryota; Metazoa; Chordata; Actinopteri; Siluriformes; Ariidae. Bases 1 to 1365 code for a protein of 454 amino acids. Gene Ontology annotation, cellular component: cytosol; nucleus; cytoplasm. The transcript is spliced from 13 exons. The record is from RefSeq and is a predicted model, not a curated record.